Molecule: messenger RNA, 2089 nt
Organism: Callorhinus ursinus (northern fur seal)
Lineage: Eukaryota; Metazoa; Chordata; Mammalia; Carnivora; Otariidae
Source: RefSeq, a predicted model, not a curated record
GCCCUGGCUCUCCGCCUCCCUCCCUUUCUCGUUUGUGGACUCGGACGUUCCCUUUCUUCCCUUAGGAGGACUGCUACACAGAUUUCCGAGAAAUCCGGAAACAGCUGGAGAAAAUGACACACUGGUUUCAUAGGAACCCAUUAAAAGCCACAGCUCCUGUCGCUUUUAACUACUAUGGUGUAGCCGCUGGCCCUGCUGCUUCAAAAAUUUGCAGUGACUUGAGAUCAACCAGAGCACGACUGCUUGAACUCUUCACUGAUUUGAGCUGUAAUCCAGAAAUGAUGAAGAAUGCAUCAGAUUCCUAUUUCUCACUUUUACAAGGUUUCAUAAAUUCAUUGGAUGAAUCUACCCAAGAAAGCAAGUUACGAUAUAUUCAAAAUUUCAAGUGGACUGAUACAUUACAAGGACAGGUUCCAAGUGCCCAGCAGGAUGCUGUUUUUGAAUUAAUUUCCAUGGGAUUUAAUGUAGCUCUAUGGUAUACCAAAUAUGCUUCAAGACUGGCUGGAAAAGAAAACAUAACAGAAGAUGAAGCAAAAGAAGUCCAUCGAAGCCUAAAAAUUGCAGCGGGGAUUUUUAAACAUUUAAAGGAAAGUCAUAUCCCAAAGCUUAUUACACCUGCAGAAAAAGGGAGGGACUUGGAGGCGCGACUACUAGAAGCUUAUGUUGUCCAGUGUCAGGCUGAAGCUCAAGAAGUAACAAUUGCUCGAGCAAUUGAACUGAAACAUGCUCCUGGACUAAUUGCUGCACUGGCCUAUGAAACUGCCAACUUCUAUCAAAAAGCUGAUCAUACUUUAUCCAGUUUGGAGCCUGCGUAUUCUGCUAAAUGGAGAAAAUAUCUUCACUUGAAAAUGUGUUUCUACACAGCUUAUGCUUACUGUUAUCAUGGUCAGACUUUGUUGGCUAGUGAUAAAUGUGGUGAAGCAAUCAGGUCUCUCCAAGAAGCAGAAAAAUUUUAUGCAAAGGCAGAGGCAUUGUGCAAAGAAUAUGGAGAAACCAAAGGACCUGGACCAACGGUCAAACCUUCAGGACACUUAUUCUUUAGGAAACUUGGAAAUCUUGUGAAGAAUACCCUAGAGAAAUGUCAGAGAGAAAAUGGAUUUAUUUACUUUCAAAAAAUUCCAACAGAAGCUCCACAACUGGAACUCAAAGCAAAUUAUGGUCUUGUAGAGCCUGUACCUUUUGAAUUUCCUCCUACAAGUGUGCACUGGACACCAGACACACUGGCCGCAUUUGAUCUCACCAAAAGACCCAAGGAUGACAGUACCAAACCCAAACCCGAAGAAGUGGUGAAACCUGUGAAAGAACCAGAUAUCAAACCUCAGAAGGACACGGGGUGCUACAUCUCCUAAAGUACAUCAAUAAAAUGUGCACUUUGAAUUUCUCUACUAGUAGAUAAGAUAAACCAUGGAACUUCAGUUCGUAUUUCUUGAAAUGUUUCCUCUGAAGCCUGUAGAAUGAUUUAGUACAUUCAGAGGGAAUCUGCCUUCAGUUUAUUUGUUCUUGAUUUUUACUAUGGUAGAGAAGUUUCAUGCUUUGUUUCCAGACUCCAUUUUAAUCAGGACAACAUGUAGAAGAUUUUAUUGUGCCUCUGAAGGGCAUGUUUGGUUGUUGGUUUUUGUUCUGAACUCUGGGUAGUAAUAAGUUUCCGGUUACUAUAUUAUAGUGGUUUCAGGUAUGUUUUUCUAUCUUCACAAACAAAAAGGUUUAUUUUCCUUUCUCUUAUUUGAUGCCAGAAGAAUGACAGGAGUUGGAUUUUAACUGAGAGGCUUUCCCCCUCACUGUUACGUUCUCACACAGACUUGUUAUGUUCUGGGUCUAUUACCUUUUCUGGUAGAAAAGUCAUUUAUAGUUUAAGAUCAGAAAAUCUUCAUACCAAAUCCCUUACAUAUGUAAGAAGCUAUAAUUUGUUCAGAAAUCAGUGUUUAUAGGUAUUUUGAGACCAUUUAAGAACUUUUAAGAACUUACCCCAGCGGUGCCUGGCUGGCUCAGUGCGGGGAGCGACUCUUGAUCUUGGGGUUCUGACUUCAAGCCCCAUGUUGGACAUAGAGAUAACUUAAGUAAAUAAAUAAAUCCUUAAAAAAAAAAAAAA